AUGCUCCCUCAUGGCGGUGCUCCCGCGAACAUUCCGCUAGCUCAUCCUCAUGGCCAUCAGCAGGCAUCUCAACAAGCUCAUUUGCAAGCGCCUCCAGAACUUGUCUCGUGGCUUAACACCGUUCUUGCUCCAGUAGCCGACGAGUACGGCCGACCUGAGCUGCUUUUGUGUCUUCAUGGAACAGUGUCUGCAGUUAUCGGGAACUCCACUUAUAGAAUCCCUGUGGAGAUCUGGAUUCCUAAAGCAUACCCAUAUAGCCCACCGUUUGCUUUUGUCAGACCAACUCAGGAUAUGCUCAUUCACCCCGGAAAUUACGUUGAUACAAAUGGCCGAUGUUAUCACCCAUAUCUUUCUCAUUGGCACGAAAGCGUUCAAAACUCUUCAAUUUUGGAACUUGUUCGGCUUUUAGGUAUUGCAUUUGGCAAGGAGCCACCAGUUUAUGCUAAACCGCCCAAUUACCAGCCACCACCACCAUCUCAACAACAGCAUCAACAGCAACCACAACCGCAACUGCAACAGCAACAGCAACCACAACCGCAACUGCAACCACAAUCGCAAUCGCUACCGCAAGCUCAACCUCAACCUCAACCUCAACCUCAACCCCAACUACAACCUGCCCAACAACAGCCGCAGCUCCAACAAAAUCAUCCGCAUGCUACGGCUUCUCCCUUGGCAAGACAAUCAUCUGUCACGCGAGGAAAUCUUCAUGCUCCACCUCCACUGCCUCCGCAUCCCGAAACACCCACCCGGUUAUCACACUUCUCUGGUCAAUCAUCGCCUUUAAAUCCCCAGCAUAGUGGUUCAAGUUCUAUCAAUACACCUCUUUCACCUACUCAUACCGGUAAUGGUCCUCCAAUCCCGCCGCUUCCACAACAAUUUUCGGGAACCAGACAGUCACCAGCACUUUCCAAUACCCCAUUACCUACAGGUACUACUACAAACCAAACAAUACCAAUAACACUUCCAAGUCAUACCACCGUUCCUCAAGGUAUCUUGCCGUAUUCUGUUACCCGUGAUGUCAACUCUUCUGUGGGACAACGGCCAGCAUGGGCUAAACAGCAGCUUGAUAUCAUGGAUAUGACUGAUACAGCCACCCCCAGUGUUUCUGGAACAGCCCCAUCAGGCUCAAAUAUUGUAGGGGCUGCAACUCCGCCAAAACUUCCGCCCAAUCCUCAAAAAAUUCGAGCUGCCAAUGAUGUCCAUGCUGCAUUGACUGAGAUUGUAGAAAAGGAACUACAGCCUAUGGUUGCACAUAAUGAUAUUCGCUUGCUGCAAACUCGGGAAACCUUGUUAUGGAUGGAGCGCGCUGUCAAUAAUGAACUCACUGAUUUGGACCGUAUUACCGCUGCAUCUCAAGAAAAUGAAGCUAUUUUAACGCAAAAGAUUUCACAAGCAAAAGCCGUUAUAGAAGAUGCAAAGUCGCGCGAAGAGCCCAAGAUUGAUGAGGUUGUAUGUGCAGAAACCGUUGUUUACAAUCAACUUUAUGAUUUGGUCUCGGAGUCCUAUGCGAUUGACGAUACACUCUACGUGUUAAGUAAAGCAUUAGAUAAAGGUCGAAUUUCUCUAGAAUCGUUUCUUAGACACACAAGAAUUCUUUCGCGUGAACAGUUCAUGAAAAGGGCUUUGGUAGACAAGAUUUCGACUCAGUUGGGACUGGCAGCCAAUGUUUAUUAG
This is a messenger RNA of Magnusiomyces paraingens, 1674 nucleotides long. RefSeq lists its product as uncharacterized. Gene Ontology annotation, cellular component: ESCRT I complex. The transcript has 3 exons. NCBI's taxonomy places the organism in Eukaryota, Fungi, Ascomycota, Dipodascomycetes, Dipodascales, Dipodascaceae. The coding region runs from base 1 to 1674 and encodes 557 amino acids. The record is from RefSeq and is a predicted model, not a curated record. Gene Ontology annotation, molecular function: ubiquitin binding. Gene Ontology annotation, biological process: protein modification process; protein transport; endosome to lysosome transport.